CACUGGGGAUCCACUCAAGGCUCCGGAAGACAGGGGGCUGCCAGGGCCUGCCUUCAAGGAAGGCCGCUGCCUGUUCAUCAUCCUGCUCAUGGCGGUGUACUGGUGCACGGAGGCCCUGCCCCUGUCGGUGACCGCGCUGCUGCCCAUCGUCUUCUUCCCUUUCCUGGGCAUCCUGCCCUCCCACAAAGUCUGCCCCCAGUACUUCCUCGACACCAACUUCCUCUUCCUCAGUGGCCUGAUCAUGGCCUGUGCCAUCGAGGAGUGGAACCUGCACCGCCGGAUCGCCCUCAAGGUCCUGAUGCUCGUUGGGGUCCAGCCGGCCAGGCUUAUCCUGGGGAUGAUGGUGACCACCUCAUUCAUGUCCAUGUGGCUGAGCAACACUGCCUCCACCGCCAUGAUGCUGCCCAUUGCCAGUGCCAUUCUGAAGAACCUCUUUGGGCAGAAGGAGGCUCGGAAGGACCUCAGCAGGGACCGUGAAGACAACAGAGGACUUCCUAUUGCUGUGACCAAAGAACCUGACACGCUCAGUGUAGAGGGAAGGAUUUAUGCUGGCUCACAAUUUCAGAGGUUUCGGUCCACGGUUGCUCGGCUCCAAGGCGCUGUGCGGGGGAACGGGCUGCACACUGUGCCUGCUGAGACUCAGUUUCUGGCCAGCGCGCACCCAGAGGGCAGAAGCCACUCCGAGGAGGUGGAGGCGCCACUGGACCUGCUCGCCGACUCCAAGAAGGAAGAGGAGUACCACAGGAACAUCUGGAAGGGCUUCCUCAUUUCCAUCCCCUACUCGGCCAGUAUUGGGGGCACGGCCACCCUCACAGGCACAGCCCCCAACCUCAUUCUGCUGGGCCAGCUGAAGAGUUUCUUCCCACAGUGCGAUGUAGUGAACUUUGGCUCCUGGUUCAUCUUCGCCUUCCCCCUCAUGCUGCUGUUCCUGUUGGUGGGCUGGCUCUGGAUCUCCUUCCUCUAUGGGGGGCUGAGCUUCAGGGGCUGGAGAAAGAAGAAAUCAGAGAUAAGAUCGGACGUAGAAGACAAGGCUCUAGUUGUGAUUCGGGAAGAAUUCCAGAACUUGGGGCCCAUCAGUUUUGCCGAGCGGGCCGUUUUCAUCUUGUUCUGCACGUUUGCCAUCCUCCUCUUCUCCCGGGAUCCGAAGUUCAUCCCUGGCUGGGCCAGCCUCUUCAAACCUGGGUUUGUUUCUGAUGCUGUCACAGGCAUGACCAUUGUCACCAUCUUGUUCUUCUUCCCGUCCCAAAGGCCUUCUCUCAAGUGGUGGCUUGACUUCCAAGCUCCCAAUGUGGAGACCAAGCCCCUGCUGACCUGGCAGAAGGCUCAGGAGUCGGUGCCCUGGAACAUCAUCCUUCUCUUGGGAGGGGGCUUUGCCAUGGCCAAAGGCUGUGAGGAAUCAGGGCUCUCGGUGUGGAUCGGGGGGCAGCUGCACCCGCUGGAGAACGUGCCCCCCGUGCUGGCGGUGCUGCUCAUCACCGUCGUCAUCGCCUUCUUCACGGAGUUUGCCAGCAACACGGCCACCAUCAUCAUCUUCCUGCCUGUCCUCGCAGAGCUGGCCAUCCGCCUGAGGGUGCACCCGCUGUACCUGAUGAUCCCGGGCACAGUCGGCUGCUCCUACGCCUUCAUGCUGCCGGUCUCCACGCCCCCCAACUCCAUCGCCUUCGCUUCUGGGGACUUGCUGGUCAGAGACAUGGUACGAACCGGCCUCCUGAUGAACGUGAUGGGCGUCCUGCUGCUCAGCGUGGCCAUGAACACCUGGGCGCAGAGUAUCUUCCAGCUGGGCACCUUCCCAGACUGGGCCAGUCCCCACUGGGCCGACGUCCACGCAGCCAAUGUCACAGCACCGCCACCCACCUUGCCGAACAACACGCUUCACAGCCUCUGACACGCGCAUGCCCCGGGGGAUUCCCUUUGGGUGGGGCAGGUAUCCAGCAGCGCCACACUUGCUGCCAGGACCCUAAGGAUGGUCAAACAAUUCCUUUCUGUGAUCCAAUCCACCGCAGCAAGCGUGGAAAUCUCCAGUGUCCACCCAGACCCGCGAGCUCUUGUUUAGGACACUUUGUCUUUCUCUCUCUUGCCGUUCAAGGCCUAUUCUCUCCCAGAUCUGCUGCCUCAUCAAGCCCCUCUCUGUAACCUGUCCUGUACUUAGGGUACCAGAGAGACCAGUUUAGCCGCAUAGCAAGGCUGGGAUGGCGUUUGUCUUGUACACUUGGGAUGGGAAGCUGUGUUCACCCCCAUGGGCACAGCUAACUUUCUUCCCCACGGACUACUUCAAGUCUCUCUGGAGAGACCAUCUUGGCUCUCAGGACCACUUUGCCUACAGAGACUUUGGGGCCAGAAAGUUCCAGGCCAGAUGUUGAAGCUGUUCCCACCUUGGGUGGGCUCUGCUUGGCUGGUGCCUGCUCUGCACCAGCUGUUUUGCUGUUACCCCUGCGGUUACCCAACAGGCAGGGAUUACUCCCAAUCCCUGGGACAGAGAGAGGGACAGAUGACUUCCUGAGGACAUGGGGACUGCAAGGCUGGUCUCUGGGGCUCCCGAGCACACCAGGGGAGUUUGAGAACCCCUGUGACAGCUGAACCCUGAAACUUUAGAGCUCUCCUCUUUCAUCUCAUUCAGCUCGGCACAAGUCUGAGGUCGCCCAAUUCUGGGCCCAGUCCUUUCACAGGUGACCCAUGGCCCUGCAGCCAGGACGCGCCUGCAUCGGACCUUGGGGGCCUCUGUGGAUGAGUCAGCUCUUGUUUUUCUGGUCCCAGCAGUUGGUCCCCAUCCUGCUCCAAUAGUAAGCAUGUUUAAUUCCCAAAGGUCAUAUUUUUCAGAAAGAAAAGUCAAAGGAUAAAUUGGGCCUUAUAGAAGUCCACAGUAAAAUGUCUCUAGCAGACAGCAUAUUGCCGUCCCCUUCCAGGGAUGGGGAAACUGAGACAUUCCCACCACCCCGUGGCCAGAGUGAGGAAGGUCGCAGUGGACGCCAUCGCUCCUAGUUUCCCCAGAGACAGCCCGAAGCCCCACGCCUGCACAGCAUGGGGCAAGGCGCUCAGGGAGCUUCUUGGCCUGGGCAACCCAGCAA
Fukomys damarensis (Damara mole-rat) is the source of this 3065-nucleotide messenger RNA. RefSeq names its product solute carrier family 13 member 3 (gene Slc13a3). Gene Ontology annotation, cellular component: membrane. Gene Ontology annotation, biological process: monoatomic anion transmembrane transport; citrate transport. The coding region runs from base 89 to 1885 and encodes 598 amino acids. Gene Ontology annotation, molecular function: succinate transmembrane transporter activity; sodium:dicarboxylate symporter activity; citrate transmembrane transporter activity. The record is from RefSeq and is a predicted model, not a curated record. The transcript has 14 exons. NCBI's taxonomy places the organism in Eukaryota, Metazoa, Chordata, Mammalia, Rodentia, Bathyergidae.